Molecule: messenger RNA, 2820 nt
Organism: Prunus mume (Japanese apricot)
Lineage: Eukaryota; Viridiplantae; Streptophyta; Magnoliopsida; Rosales; Rosaceae
Product: Pentatricopeptide repeat (PPR) superfamily protein
Molecular function (GO): mRNA binding; protein binding
Source: RefSeq, a predicted model, not a curated record
UUUCUUCGAUUCUUCCUCUUCCUUUUUCAAGCUUCAUCUCAAUGAGGUUCUCUUUCCAACAUACAUAGAGCAUUGCUUAGCUCAAAAGUUCAGUGCCAUUUUGCCUUUGAAUUGUAAAAUAGAGCUUCAAUUUCUUCAUGGGUUAAUCGACGACAUUUCAAGGAAGAUGAUGGCAAUAACAGUGAAGCCUCCUUCAUCCCAAUCACCAUUGUUCAGGUACGUUUCGCAAAACCCAGCUUUGUUUCUCUCUCGGUUAUUCUGCUCUGGAAGCUCCAUUAACGAUGACGUUGAGACUAUUUUUCGCAUAGUCAGUUGCUCGAACCAGUCUAGAAACUUGAAGCAAGCAUUGAAAUCAAGUGGGGUUUUUCUCUCAAAUGAUUUGAUUGAUAAGGUUCUAAAACGGGUUAGGUUCAGCCAUGGAAACCCAUUACAAGCUUUGGAGUUUUUCAAUUAUACUGGGAAUAGAAGAGGGUUUUAUCACAGUUCUUUCUCGCUGGAUACUAUGCUUUAUAUAUUAGGAAGAAGUCGAAUGUUUGACAAAACUUGGGAGGUCUUAGUUGACAUUAAGUAUAAAGAUAGAAAUUUGAUAACCCCACGGACUGUGAUGAUUGUUUUAGCUAGGAUUGCUAAGGUUUGUUCGGUUAGGCAAACUGUGGAGUCUUUUAGAAAGUUCAAGAAGCUUGUGCCUGAAUUCGAUACAACUUGUUUCAAUUCUCUGUUGAGGACUCUUUGUCAGGAGAAGAGUAUGACAGAUGCUAGGAAUGUGUAUCAUAGUCUGAAGCAUAACUUUACGCCCAAUUUGCAAACUUUCAAUAUAUUGUUAUCCGGGUGGAAGUCAUCUGAGGAAGCUGAGGGGUUCUUUAAGGAGAUGAGGGAGAUGGGUGUGGAGCCUGAUAUCGUUUCAUACAAUUGUUUGGUUGAUGUUUAUUGUAAGAGUAUAGAAAUAGACAAAGCAUAUAAAGUGGUAGAGCAAAUGCGUGACGAGAAUAUAUCACCUGAUGUGUUCACCUAUACUAGUAUCAUUGGGGGAUUGGGGUUGGUUGGUCAGCCUGAUAAAGCCAGAGAUGUAUUGAAGGAAAUGAAGGAGUUUGGGUGCUACCCUGAUGUUGCAGCAUACAAUGCUGCCAUUAGGAAUUUUUGUAUUGCGAAGAGGCUUGGUGAUGCUUAUGAGUUAAUGGAUGCAAUGAUGAGUAAGGGUUUGAGUCCAAAUGCAACUACGUACAAUUUGUUCUUUAGGGUUUUCUUCUGGUCGAAUGACGUGCAAAGCUCAUGGGGUUUGUAUGGGAGAAUGAUGCAUACUGGAUGCCUGCCAAAUACACAGUCUUGUAUGUUCCUGAUUAGGUUGUUUAAGAGGCAGGAAAAGGUGGAUAUGGCAUUGCAGCUGUGGAAUGAUAUGGUUGAGAAGGGUUUCGGUUCUUAUAUAUUAGUAUCUGAUGUGUUGUUUGAUUUGCUUUGUGACUUGGGAAAACUAAUGGAAGCAGAAAGAUGCUCUUUGCAGAUGAUGGAAAAGGGGCAUAAGCCAAGUAAUGUUUCCUUUAGAAGGAUCAAGGUUCUUAUGGAACUGGCAAACAAGCAUGAGGCCCUGAAUAACUUGACAGAGAAAAUGGCAGUUUUUGGCUCUUCAAUCCAUCUUCCUGGGAGUACAAAGAGCUCAGCAGAGACAUCACGUUUAGAAUCACUUCCAAUAUAGAAGUGUGUGGGUUACUAAUCAUGAUUUUUUUGAUGGUGUUGUGGAAUUACUGAUGCCGAAAAUGUUUCUGAUUGAUAUGUGAGAAAAGGUGCUUUGCAUGAUUGGGAAUUUUAGGCUUGCCACGGUGAAGUGUUAAGAGCAUAGCAUGUGGAUUUGGAAUUCAAAAGUUUUUUUUUUUGGCUUGGGCCUAGUCUUGGCACUUGCGUGUAAUGUCUGUUACAAGUUCAAUGGAUUUAGAUACUGUGCCCUGGGCGUUGGUGGUGUUGAUUUUUUUGUGGAAAGGAGGUUGCAAAUUUAUAGACUGGUUAUGCUGAAAUGUUCUUACUUUGCAGAAACGUGGCACACCCUUUGUUACUUGUUUGAAAAAUAUUCAUAUUGUGCUUUUACUUGCAUUUAAUACGGUGCAGUCAGAUGGGCUCACCCACCCUGCAAAUUAUCCUAACUGCGCCUCAGAACUGUUAGACAACUUUCUAGUUUAAGUCAGUAGGAGUAUGAAGAUGUAUCUAUGAAGGCAAAUCAAGGCUUAAUGUAUCCUUCAGAGCCUUUCACCACCCAUGUCCCUUGGGGAGAUAGCAAGGACUUUGGGAUGUUUGAACGCAUGCAGUUAUUCCUUAGCAUGUGCAGUGGAAUGACAGAGGAAGCUUCAGCUCAAAGUAUGGGAAAUAGAAGAUCUACUUGCUGCUGUAUGCCUAACCAAAUACUAUUCCAAGGGUUGUGAAAGCCCACAAUGUAGUAUUUGCUACAAUUGCUUUUCUGUGAUGUUUGAACCAGUACAAAAAGUUCAGGGGAUGACUUUACUACUGACAGAAUCGCUGAGGCUUGUACCUGCUUCAUAGGGACCAGGUACCGCGAACCUAACGGAAUAAGCAAUGUCCCAUGCCUUUCUUGGUUGGACCCCCAACCAGCGAUUUUCAUCUUCCUGAAUUGGGAUAUCAAGGCUAGGUAGGCAAGUUUACAGAUACUGCUGCAUUAUGCGUCUUUAAAUUGUGUAUAUUUGCCUCUGGUUGAUAUGCUGCUGCAUUAUGCGGGUGAAAACUUAAGCCGGCGACAUUUUGGCAUGUCUGUUUGUAACAAAAAUGUAAAAGUUCCUCAUGUUGUACUCUAAGAUAUUCCUUGAUAUAAUUUCAUUC